UGAAGAAAUGCACGAAAACAAGCAGGAGUCUAUCACCAUCCUGCAAAAAUGCUGGACGUUAAAGAGACUUGAAAAGCUGGAGUGCAAUCAGAAAUGACGGUUUAGCAGUUAUCUAGUAAGACGAGCUGCUUUCGCGAUAUUCCUGCGCUUCGUUGCGGUGUUAGUGUAUUUUGAGACCGGGAUGGAAACACCUCAGUAACUUGAUUUCACUGGAAAACUAUCCAGACUGGUGCACAGCAGCUCGGCGGCUCGCUUGAUAAAGAUGUAUCUGCCGGGGGAUUUACAGUCGCCUUCGGUUAUCUGAGUGCAGAAGAAGGCUGAAGCGUGCGAUGUUGUUAGCGUCGGCCGUGGUCGUAUGGGAAUGGCUGAACGAGCACGGGCGCUGGCGGCCGUACAGCCCGGCUGUGUCUCACCAUAUCGAAGCGGUGAUCCGCAGCGACCCCCGGGGCGCCGGCAGCGUGGUUCUGGGCCAGGUCGACUCCAGACUUUCACCAUACAUCAUCGACCUGCAGUCCAUGCACCAGUUUCGCCAAGACACCGGCACUUUGCGGCCAGUUCGCCGGAGUUUCUACGACCCGCGCUCGGCUCCUGGACAGGGCUGGGUGUGGGAGUGGGAGAAUGACUCCGGCUCAUGGACGGCGUACGACACAGAGGUGGGCAUCGCCAUUCAGGCGGCUCGUGACCGGCAGCAGCCCUGGCUGGACCUGACACCACUAGGCUUCUGCUACCUCAUCGACUUGCAGAACAUGACCCAGAUCAACCGGCAGACUCAGCGGCGUCGCCGUGUCCAGAGGCGCUCGGAUUUGGCCUACCCUCUGGUCUCAGGCCCCUUGCCCAAACCACACGCCUGGACAUCCAAUGGGAGCGGAGGACACUUGGGGGUGGGAGUGUCAGGGAUCACUGGAGGAAAUGGAAGCGCUUAUCCCAGUGGUGCUCUCCCUGCUAGUGCCAUCACAUCCCUAGGUCAGCCAUGUUCCUGUCAGCAAUGCAUGCUGGUCCUCGGUGUCAAAACUCCGGGCAUGGCAGCACAGACUCUAGGCCGGAAACCUCCACCCAUGCCCAAGCCCCCUAGUCCUAAAGUUGCCCCACGAAGCCACUCGUACUCCCUUACACUCCCCCACCCACCAUCUCUUUCCCGGGUGCUCUCUCCACACAGGAACUCCACCUCAGGCGCCAGCAGUGGUGGUGCUUUUGGACACUCGCUCUCCCUUCUGAGCUCAGCCACGGCUGCUCUGUCCCUUUCCUCGUCCUCACGACCGCCUCCCCCGACUGUUCCUCCACCGCCACCUCCUUCCACCAUUCCACACACUGCCUUGGCGCCUAGCGGUGCCCAGUCUGCACCCUCCAAUGCCCUCAUCUCAACCUCGACCACCUGUGCCCCCACCCCCUCUGCCCGGGUGCUUGGCCCUGUGCCGUCGGCAGCCUGUGCUGCCCCACUGCCUCCACGCUCCAGCCUUGCAGGCCUCAGCCGCCCUGCCCUCCAGAGGAUUGCCAUGGCACAGUCACGGGCGCUCAUCGCCUCCGGGGUCCCCACAGUCCCAGUUAAGAACCUAAAUGGGUCCAGCCCUGUUCACCCAGCCCUGGCUGGAAUUACGGGCAUUCUGAUGAGCGCUGCUGGACUUCCUGUUUGCCUGACUCGUCCCCCUAAACUGGUGCUUCACCCCCCACCUGUCAGCAAGAGUGACAUCAAGCCAGUGCCAGGCCUGGGUCACUGCUGCCGCAAGACUACAAAGAAACAAGCCCGCAAAGGCAGAACUCCUGAGGAAGUCGUGAGGCGGUACUUGCAGAAGGUUCGCAACCCACCAGAGGAGGACUGCACUAUCUGUAUGGAGGCUCUGGCAGGACCCUCUGGCUAUAAAGGUCCUGGCGUGGGUGGUAUUUCUCGAGCUGAGUCAGUCGGCCGUCUGUCUCAGUGCGGACACCAGUACCACCUGCAGUGCCUGGUGGCGAUGUACAACAACGGAAACAAAGAUGGCAGCCUGCAGUGCCCCACCUGCAAGACCAUCUAUGGUGUAAAGACUGGUAACCAGCCACCAGGCAAGAUGGAGUACCACGUCAUCCCCCACUCACUGCCUGGACACCCUGACUGCAAAACCAUCCGCAUUAUCUACAACAUACCACCUGGCAUUCAGGGCCCUGAACACCCAAACCCUGGAAAACCUUUCACAGCUCGUGGUUUCCCCCGCCACUGCUACCUCCCUGACAGCGAUAAAGGCCGCCUAGUGUUGAAGCUGUUGCUGGUUGCAUGGGACCGCAGGCUGAUUUUCUCUGUGGGGACCUCAAGCACGACCGGCGAGGCAGACACAGUCAUCUGGAAUGAAGUCCAUCACAAGACUGAGUUUGGCUCCAACCUGACCGGUCACGGUUACCCUGACUCCGGGCACCUGGACAACGUCCUAGAGGAGCUGCGGGCACAGGGCAUCGCGGAGGAAGACUGUCUGAGGGACUGAGGGAAUAAGUGGAAAAGCAUUGGUGGCUGGGGAGUGAUGCCAGGUUUGAUUCCAGAUACAAUACCUGGACGCUCAACUAGGAUUAUGAGACUUUUGGAGAAGUUUUGAAGCUGAGAAUCUAUUGUGGUUAAAAAAAAGGACUCGAAGGACUUGUAAAAGUCACUGUUCUUUGUUCUUUUCCGUGGUAUUGUCCUUUUGACUGCGGAAGAGAGCUAAAGCUAAAGCUUUUAACAUAGAUUUUAACACGGUUUCUGUUAGAUGGACCAACUGGGAACCUUGAAAGGAUGUUGGUACAAAUUUACUAUUGCUGGUGUCUGUUCAACAAUUUACUGUAUCGUAGUUCUGUGAAGGGUACUCCAAACUUGAGGUACUUCUGUGCAUGUAGGUAUAUCAUUCAGUGCAAAGUGGAAACAAGUCCUUUUGUACAAUUGAGGCCCCCUACAUUUUGCUGUGAAGCUCCAGCGGCAGUUUCGGACUGAAUAUGAAUGUUUACUGCCCUCUAGUGGCACUUGAUGAUACAUUCCAUCCAUAUCCAUAUCCAUGGUACUGCUGUUGAUGUUCUCAUGAAGAUGUCUUCUUUUUUCAGUUUUACUUUAAUUUACUCUGCAUUAAUGACUUACUUUUAUACAUAUCGCAUCAUACCUUUUUUUCACGUUAUAAAAGUGAAUAAAACGGAAGCCUAUGUUUGGGUGCGAUUUUGAGGAUUGACGUUAAUCCAAGUCUUUGUCAGAGACUGGUAAUCCUGCCUUCUGGCAUUAAACUCGAACCACUUAAAGUAUUAAUCAGUGUUAAUCGGUAAAAACAUGUGGAGCCAAGGGGUGAAGGCAUGGCUGUGAGCCAGCUAACAGCCCUAAACCAUUGGGGCGAGGACCAAUGCACAAAACGGCCACGUUCCUCCUAACCCCUUUUUUCUUAAAGCCACAUGGAAAGUGUGAGUGAAUCGAAAAGAGUUUUAUUGUGAUUAGAUUUGCAACCGGAGAUUACAUGUGUAAUACAUGGACCAGCGCUAAACUGAAUCAUGCGUUCAAUAAUAUAAGCUCUUCACAGGCCAUAUGUUGGUACUGAGGUUUCAUGUCAGACUGUUAUGAAUGUCUGUUGUGAAGGUUUGAUGUAAUGGCAUACUGUUCAAAACCCUGUAACAUCAUCGUAGCUAGCAGUCUAGCAGGCCAGAUAAUGUUUACCUAUUACAGACACAUCCAGUCCCACUUCUUUAAAUAGUUCUGUCCUGUGGUCAAACUUUCUCCGGUUGCUAUUCUAGUCGGUCCUUGGUAGGUCCAUGGUGGACACGUUUACAAAAAAGAAAAAGUAUUGCUGUCAAGCCAUUUGUGCAUGUGUGUACAUGCAAAUGUAAGCUUACAUUUAUAGUUGAAGUAUAUUGUGUGCUGUAUGUGUUUUAUGUACACAUUUUUCUUAAUCAAAAUCAUGUUUUUGAAGUGUGAUGACAAGUAUAAAUGAGGCAAGCACUCGUUACUCUUUUUUUCAUUAUUUUUUAUUUUAAGUACUGUCUUAUAAGCUGUUAGUUUAUUCUUCUUUUUGUACUGUGAAGUUUUUUUUCUCUCACAUAUUGCACUUGUAAUUUUUUUUCAUGAUAGUUGCUAUGGUUAUAACGGUUUAAAAAAAUAAUGACUUCUGCCAAGAGGAAGCUGCAAAGAAAACCAGUGUUCGGAGCUAGAACUGUUGUUUCUGUGUAAUAUAAGUCUGUAAAAAAUAACAUGCAUAUUAAAUAGCUGCUGGAAUACUGAAUGAAUAUUAAAAAGGGGAAAAAAAUGA
Molecule: messenger RNA, 4220 nt
Organism: Astyanax mexicanus (Mexican tetra)
Lineage: Eukaryota; Metazoa; Chordata; Actinopteri; Characiformes; Acestrorhamphidae
Gene: dtx4a
Product: deltex 4, E3 ubiquitin ligase a
Exons: 9
Coding region: 330-2450 (706 amino acids)
Biological process (GO): Notch signaling pathway; protein ubiquitination
Cellular component (GO): nucleoplasm
Molecular function (GO): zinc ion binding; ubiquitin protein ligase activity
Source: RefSeq, a predicted model, not a curated record